Acaulospora morrowiae is the source of this 2654-nucleotide messenger RNA. The record is from the annotation of a GenBank genome assembly. Lineage: Eukaryota; Fungi; Glomeromycota; Glomeromycetes; Diversisporales; Acaulosporaceae.
ACAAGUUCUUGACCUUGAUCGGUUGCAGUGGACAAUUCCUAAUGUUAUUGUGGACAACCGAAUUCUUAAUUUGGCAGGAAAAAACUUUAAAGGUCGUGAUGUCACCUCCCUCCUGCAAAGGAACGAUGCAAACAAGAAAAUUGCACGUUGUUUGUUAGAAACAAUUAGAGUAGGAGUUGUCGAUACUAGCACCAUUGGCUGUGUUAUUACAAAUGUGAUAACAAAUGUGUCGCUUAUAGUUAUUGUCGCGGUAGUUUUGGUUAGAUUCUUCUUGGCGGUGUUAUUUGGCUGGGUGUUGAGUUGGCGCCUGGGAAACUUCCGAGAAGAAACUGCAGAAGACAUUGCAAAAAGGAAUCAAGCAAUUGAAAAAUGGGAAGAUAUCAACAAUCAUGUUUACGAUCCCAACGGGAGGGAUUCAAGAAUAAGUUCUUCAACUUCCUUCAACUUUAUGAGUAAGUCCCGGUUCUCAUCGCAAACACCUAUCCCUGCUGCACCAUCAUACAGGAGGCGCGAUGGUCGUUAUAAUAGCCGACAAGUUUAUACCAAUCACUCGGGACAUGGUGAGAAGAAAUUUCGCAACGGUUCCGCUAGCUCUCUUAUUCACCAACCGCAAACUAAUGGUUCUUCCGUAGCGGCAAACAAUGAUACGAGCAACGGAUCGCAAACACCGUCAAUAAAUGAGACCAACAGUCGAACUGAUUCUCUGACUUCUUCACAAGGAUCAUAUCAAAACAAUCCUAUCGUAGUCGAACAACGUUUCAAUUUUGAAUUGAUGCAUACCAUCUUGUUAGUCACAUGUUACUCCGAGGGGAGACAAGGUAUAAAGACAACACUAGAUUCAUUAGCUGCUACUGAUUACCCAGCAUCUCACAAAAUCAUAAUGUGCAUUGCGGAUGGCAUAAUAUAUGGUGUCGGUAAUAGAUUAUCGACGCCAGAAAUAUGUCUCUCCUUGAUGAGCGAUUUCAUUAUACCGGUGGAUAAAGUUCGAGCUCAUUCCUAUGUUGCCAUCGCUGAUGGUAAAAAACGCCAUAACAUGGCUAGAGUCUAUGCUGGCUAUUACAAGUAUAAUGACCAUGACGACUCUCAAAAAUCUCGUCGUAUACCCAUGAUCACCCUUGUGAAAUGUGGUGGACCUGAGGAAAAUGAUGACCCGAAACAGGGAAAUCGAGGCAAACGUGAUUCUCAGAUGAUUUUGAUAAGUUUCCUACAAAAGGUGAUGUUCGACGAAAGGAUGACCCCACUUGAGUAUGAAUUCUUUAACGCCAUUAGAACGGUUAGCGGCGUUACUCCCGAUUGUUACGAGUUGGUUUUAAUGGUUGACGCGGACACCAAGAUUUUCCCGGACUCGCUAACUCGCAUGGUUGCUUGCAUGUCUCGUGAUCCGGGAGUAAUGGGACUUUGUGGUGAAACAAGGAUUGCCAACAAGUCCGACAGUUGGGUUACGAUGAUUCAGGUUUUCGAGUACUACAUUUCCCAUCACAUGCAGAAAGCGUUCGAGUCCAUCUUCGGUGGUGUCACUUGCCUACCAGGAUGUUUCUGUAUGUAUCGUAUCAAAGCACCAAAGGGCCCAAAGGGGUACUGGGUUCCUAUACUCGCAAAUCCGGACAUUGUUGAACACUAUUCUGAAAAUAUUGUCGAUACACUCCACAAAAAAAAUCUGUUGCUUCUCGGUGAAGAUCGUUACCUCACAACUCUCAUGCUUCGAACAUUUCCGAAACGUAAAUUGGUAUUUGUUCCUCAGGCCGUUUGCAAAACGAUCGUUCCUGAUACAUUCAAGGUGCUUCGUUCGCAACGUCGUCGAUGGAUCAACUCUACUGUGCAUAAUCUUUUGGAGCUUGUACUUAUUCCCGACUUGUGCGGAAUAUUUUGCUUUUCCAUGCAAUUCGUUAUUUUCAUGGAAUUGGUUGGCACGAUUGUACUUCCAGCAGCCAUUUCUUUCACCAUGUACCUUAUCAUCAUCUCCACAUUUCAACGCCCUAUUCCCUAUAUUCCCCUCGCACUUCUGGCCGUGGUACUCGGUCUUCCCGCGAUACUCAUAAUGCUGACUACCCGUAAACUCAUUUACGUCGGAUGGAUGAUCAUUUACCUUUUCUCACUACCCAUUUGGAACUUUGUCCUUCCAGUAUAUGCAUAUUGGCACUUUGAUGAUUUUUCAUGGGGUCAGACUCGCGUUGUGGAAGGCGAAGAAGCGGGUGCAGAUCACUCAAGGAAGCAGGGCGAGUUUGAUAGUUCAAAGAUCGUGAUGAAGCGAUGGGCUGAAUGGGAACGUGAGAAAUAUAUUUAUUAUCGAAAUUCAUUACAAAGGUAUAUUCAAUCGUCAUCGGAUGACGGUUACAUCCCGUCAUCGACACGCCCUUCUUCGUCAUCAACAAUAAACGGAAGCGAUAAAUCACAAAUAUACCAAGCACAGCCCAUGAACUCACCUCUUAAUCCUCGUGGAAGGAGAAGAACAUCUCAUACCACCGACUCACUGAUGUUACCUCCACCGUUGAGUAAUAAUUCAACAUCAGAUAGCGACACUAAUAAUUCAAUGCCAUUUCCUCAAGGCUUUGGUGAAAAUGUAGUGGCGUUACCGCAGAGGGCACAACGUAAUGAUAAUUCAAACAAUGUUAAUAACACUCUUAGCGAUAAUAAUACGAGUUCCCACUCAUCAG